UGCUUCAAUCCUUUGCAACACUCGCUCAUCAUGUGGCUUAUCGACACUCAGACCCUCAAGCUCGUCGAGGUGCAAGGCGACCCUCAACGGCACAGCUAUGCCAUAUUGUCACAUACGUGGGGCGGCGAUGAAGUAACCUUCCAGAGCUUCAAAACUAUGAGCACAGCCUCAGAUGGAAUCAAGAGCCCGGAUGGGACCAAAGGCGGGUUGAAAAAGAUACGGGAUGCAGCCGGCCUGGCCAGAAGCCACGGAUACGGCUAUAUCUGGGCCGACACCUGCUGUAUCGAUAAGACAAGCAGCGCCGAGCUCUCGGAAUCCAUCAACUCCAUGUACCGCUGGUACCAAAAGGCGGCCGUGUGCUACGCCUAUCUAUCCGACGUAGUGGAUGCGGAAGACCCGUUUUUGGAGAAUUCGAGCUUCCGGCGCAGCCGUUGGUUCACGAGAGGAUGGACCUUGCAGGAGCUCAUCGCGCCCAAGACUGUCGAGUUCUACGCUUGCAACUGGUCUUACAUAGGCAGAAAAAGUUCCGAAAGCUCGUUAUGCGAGCUUGUUGCCAAGAUCACAGGGAUCCAUCUGCAGGUCCUCGUGGGCACAACUUCGUUGGCUGACGUCAGCGUUGCCAACAAGAUGCGCUGGGCCGCGCAACGGCAGACGACGAGACCAGAAGAUAUCGCGUACUGCAUGAUAGGUCUGUUCAAUGUCAACAUGCCUCUGCUCUACGGAGAAGGCGAGCGUUCUUUCAUUCGUCUACAGGAGGAAAUUCUCAAAGAGAUAGACGACCAGUCCUUAUUCCUAUGGGGGUUGUCGCCGGACGAAACCACUAAUUCGGACGACCUCUUUGGCCUCUUUGCCAAAUCGCCAAAGUCAUUCUCUCAAGUGGAAUUUGGCCAUGUACGGCCGCUUCCCCCUUCGGAAUCUCAUGAGAGCUCACCCGCAAGCGUCACCAAUCAAGGUCUGAGGACGAACAUGCUUUUGAUUCCAGUACGGCCCGAAACUGAUGAGUACUAUGCGGUACUUGACUGUCUCGUUUUAGAUUCUGCGUCCUAUGGCACGGACUUAAGCCCUCGUAUUAUCCUACGGCGGCUUUGGAGUGAUCAGUUCGCCCGGGUCAACUCAAAAGAAGGCUCGGUCAUCUUGCUUUCCCAAGAACAGCCUGAUGAAGCCGGGGGGUCCUACGAAAGCAUCUAUGUCAGGCAGAAGCCGUUUUACGCACUUCCAGAGAUCAGAGUCAGGAGUAAAUACCCAACAACGGUGGGGUCAAAGGAUGAUGGACGCGUCCCAUUCUUCAUCAACGGUGCAUGCCCUCCUGAAAGAUGGGAUGCCACUUUAUCGCCACAGUCGGGCCGUACAAUCGCUGUGUUGCGGUUUGAGUCGAAUGAGCCUGGCUACGCUUCUAUAUUUAACAUGGCGAUCGGGCUUCGUCGGGUGAAGGGACGGUGGGAACACCCGCAUGCUGGAGACAGCCUCGAGUCUGUAUAUGUGAAAACCCCUUACAUUUCCGCCGGAUCCCAAGCGGCUUCCUACGAAGCGUCCAAGGAGCUUGGGUACAUCACCAUCGACACAACAGAGUACCAGCGCCGGGGCCGUCGCUUCGUUCUCCUAGAGGUUUCUUCAAGGUCUGAACUCAACAUCGAUGUCGGCGGGGAUUUGGCCCUGGCGAAGAAUCUCGUCCCACCAUUCGACGAAAUCGCGGCAGCCACGCGGCAGUGUUGUUACGAGGAGACGUUCUCGGACAUCCUGUCCCCUACCCGAGACGGAGUCAGGACCCGAUUCUCUGGAAAUAUUGCGACCCGUUUUGGCACCGAGAUCCAUACCCGGAACCGGCCCUACGCUGCGUUGCUGAACGCCAUCCGAGCGAGAGAUGACCGGACCGUCCAGAAUCUGGCAAAGAAAAACAAGACCAUCCUUGAGGUGGAAACAGAAGAGUUCGACAAGUUCCGCGCCGUUCACUGGGCUGCGACGUUCGGUUCCCAGCUUGGCGUCGACACUACCAGUCGAACCGCAAGCGGCUUCAUGGCAGUUCACCUCGCGGUUCUCAACGGACACUUCAACCUCGCUGCCUACAUGCUGGAAGAAGAAAGGGAAUUAAUAGGGGCAGCUUCGAGCAUGGUCGGAUUGCCAGGGGAGCCGGAUCCAACGUGGUCUGAAACCUCGGAGAACGCAGAUAUUUUUCACAAGUUCACCACCGCGAAGUUGGACACUAUACUGCACCUGUUAUCUGCCUAUAUCCCUUGGGGCUGGGCUAGUCAGAGAUUCCGACGGCUCAUCGAGCACAUCAAAGAUUACUCCUUCGGUUCCCAGUCUUUCCCGCAUAUCAACUGUCUGGGCGAGCUUCCCAUCCACCGAGCAGCUGCGACAGGGAGUGUACAGGCACUCGAAGCCCUGGUAAGCCUGACCGAUACGAGCCGCCAUAUCAAUGCCCGAGACGAUGCCGGACGGUCGGUCUUGUUCCAUGCUGCAUGCGGGGGCCACGUGGAACUAGUCAGCCUAGGUGCCAUGCUGGACGUUGGCGACGACUACGGCCGCAGCCCGCUGCACGCCGCUGUCAUGGCUGAUAAAGCGAACGCGGUAAAAACUUUGCUUGAAUUGGGUGCAGCGGCGAAUAACGUUACCCACGCACUCGGGUUGACACCUCUGCACUUCGCCUGUCUGUACGGGUCUUUGGGGUCAGCAGACGUGAACCGCUGGACAGCAGACGACUGGGUCUUGUUCCAACCGUUGCACCUCGCAGUCGCGAACGGGUUCUUACAGGCCGUCUCACAACUUCUUGAGGCCGGCUGCGACCGGUGUAAUGGGUACCUCUGGCUUACGACCGACGAUGCCGGCGGGGCAUACGUUGGAAGAUUGGUCAAGUUGGAGGAGCCGAAGACCCCUAUGGAACUCGCGCUCUCUUUAAAUCUCACAGACAUAGGUGCAGAGUUACGCCGAUUUCAGAAGGAGACACGAUGA
Messenger RNA from Colletotrichum navitas, 2949 nucleotides. RefSeq lists its product as uncharacterized. Gene Ontology annotation, molecular function: protein binding. The record is from RefSeq and is a predicted model, not a curated record. The transcript is spliced from 11 exons. The coding region runs from base 31 to 2949 and encodes 972 amino acids. NCBI's taxonomy places the organism in Eukaryota, Fungi, Ascomycota, Sordariomycetes, Glomerellales, Glomerellaceae.